This is a messenger RNA of Ipomoea triloba (trilobed morning glory), 977 nucleotides long. RefSeq names its product stress-response A/B barrel domain-containing protein UP3-like. The record is from RefSeq and is a predicted model, not a curated record. Lineage: Eukaryota; Viridiplantae; Streptophyta; Magnoliopsida; Solanales; Convolvulaceae. The transcript has a single exon. The coding region runs from base 35 to 841 and encodes 268 amino acids.
CUCCGCCGACAGUCAAUAGCUACGCGAAAGCAAAAUGAUUUCUUCAAUGAGAGCUGUUGCGGGUGGGCGACACAUUUUAGCUCCAACCUCACACUCGCACUCUCCGGCCGGUGGCGCCACCACGGCCGCCUCAACUGCCACCUUCCGCCGCCGCUUCUCUGCCUCAGCUAUCAAAAUGUCGGCUGGGCAAAUCGUCGAGCACGUGGUGCUCUUCAAGGUGAAGCCGGAUGUGGAGCCAUUGAAGAUCAAUGAGAUGGUGGGGAACCUUAACGGCCUCUCUUCUAUGCCUCAGGUGCUCCACCUCACCGCCGGCGCGGUGGUUCAAACAAGAUCCUCAUCCUUCGCCUUCACGCACAUGCUCCAUUCCCGGUACGCCUCCAAAUCCGACCUCGCCGAUUACUCUGCGCACCCCGAUCAUAUGGGCGUGGUUAGGGCUAACGUCCUUCCCAUCUGCGACGACAUCAUGGCCGUCGAUUGGGUCGCGGAUGACCUAAUCGGCCCCGUCAAGGUCCCGCCCGGGUCGGUUUUCAGAGUCACGUUUCUGAAAUUGAAGGAGGAUUUGGGGGAAAAUGAGAAAAACGAAAUCCUGACAGUGACGAAGGGAAUUAAAGAGAAGUUUCCUUCGAUUAAUCAGCUGAGUGUGGGGGAAAACUUCUCUCCGGCGAGGGCGAAAGGGUUUUCGAUUGCUUCGAUUGCGGUUUUUGGUGGGGCCAAAGAACUGGAGGCUUUGGAGUCGCAGUCAGCGGCGGCGAAUGAGCAGAAGGAUAAGGUGAGGCGGUUUCUGGACGGCGUGCUGGUGGUGGAUUACGCCGUUCCGGCUUUGCACGCCGUUAAUCUCUAGGGGUAAAUUUGUCAUAUUCAUUUUCAGUAAAAUGGUUACUCUGCUUCUGUAUUUGCAUAAAGGAGAGUUGAAUUGGCAAAUUGAGGUUGUCUUUUCCCUGACUAAGAAUAAAGUUUAGUUUUUUUUUGUUGGUUCC